This is a messenger RNA of Paraphaeosphaeria sporulosa, 1935 nucleotides long. RefSeq names its product protein DML1. Lineage: Eukaryota; Fungi; Ascomycota; Dothideomycetes; Pleosporales; Didymosphaeriaceae. Gene Ontology annotation, biological process: mitochondrion distribution. The record is from RefSeq and is a predicted model, not a curated record. Gene Ontology annotation, cellular component: cytoplasm. The transcript is spliced from 5 exons. The coding region runs from base 123 to 1685 and encodes 520 amino acids.
AACUUCACCCUAACCAAUAGCCACGACUACAUCCUUCUAUCAGACCAAAUUCGGGUGCUUCGGAACAUUGCUAUUAACUACCCGCAAAGCUUACGCAACCGCAGGCGUACUCUAGUGCUGCAAUGCAUGAGAUUUUAACGCUACAGUUCGGUCAGCAGAGCAACUACUUGGGGACCCAUUUCUGGAACACGCAGGAGUCCUACUUUACCUACCCACCUGAUGAGGAGUCGCCAGUCAACCAUGACAUCCAUUUCCGAGCGGGGGUCGCCCCAGAUGGCUCCGAUACAUACACACCGAGGACCCUGAUCUACGACCUGAAGGGUGCUUUCGGUAGCAUGAAAAGAGUCAAUACCCUCUACGAGGCCGAAGAAGAUGUUAACGUGGAUCGAUCUGGAGUAUGGCCGUCAAAGCCAAUCGUUCAACGCGCUGCACCAAUUCAGCCAUCCCCGUAUCAGACACACCUUGAUGCAGGCCUUGAUCCCCCACCCCUUACUACGUCGACUGUGCGAUACUGGUCCGAUUAUUCGCGCGUCUUCUACCACCCCAAGUCGCUUGUACAUCUGUCCGAGUUCGAUAUGAACGAUAGUCUCAUGCCUUUCGAGAAGUGGGAAGUCGGUAUGGAGCUCUUCGAGAAGAUGGAAAGAGACGAGGACUUGGUGGACCGCGAUCUGAGACCCUUCGCCGAAGAGAGCGAUGGGAUGCAGGGUAUACAGAUCAUGACUGGCAUAGACGAUGCUUGGGGCGGAUGGGCUAGUGGAUGGCUUGACAGACUACGAGACGAUUAUGGAAAGCUGAGCAUCUGGACAUGGGGCCUCGGGGAUCAAGGAGGCAAUAUGUCGACUCCACGCGAGAAACGAUUGCAGCAGAUCGAAAACUCCGCACGCUCCCUUCACACACUUGCGGAGCAGUCCUCCGUGUACAUCCCAAUCACCAACGUGCCGAUCAAGCUCCCGUCUUAUCUCUCUAUGGUUGAUACCUCACCAUGGCACGUUGGAGCCCUUCAAGCGGUAGCUUUGGAAAGCGUAACAAUAUCUUCACGGCUGAGGACUGCUCUUGGCGGUAGAGGGACUCUCCAGGAUCUAGAAGCGACCUUCAACAGCACUGGAAAGCGUCGAAUUGCUAAAUUGGAAUUGAGCAUCGCUGAUCCAGAUGUGUUGUCCGAGAAAGCAUCAGCACAGAUUGCCCAGGCGGAAAAGGCUGGGUCCACCACGUCGCAUCAACCGAGCGAUAGCGAUGAGCAACUGACCAAGUUCGAUAUCGACACUUUCACCAAAGACUACAGGAUUGGGGCGUCACGGCCUACAAAGCGAAGCCAUGUUUUCGGUAGAGCGGAAGCAGCGCGAGGCGACUGGAACCUGACUGAAGACCGUGACCCUCACGAUAGGUUCGGAGAUGGCCCGGCCUUGCAGAGGUUUGCUGCACCGCUGCUUUUCCCACUCCUCGAUAGCUUUCCAGCAUCGAUAUUCGACAUUGGCACGGGAAAAGGCCAAAAAGUCGCCGUGCACUCGGGGCUCACGACUAGCACAGCAGUUGCUGAUCAGGUCCGGGCGGUUGAGCAGAUUGUGCGCCGCAUGCACAUGGUUGGCAUUGAUGAGCGCGAGACAAUCUGUAACGGACUGCAGACAAUGGCAGAAGAGUACGAUGAAGGUUGGGAUAGUGGGAGCGACAGCGACGAUGACGACUAAGAACCCCGUGGAUAUACUCGCCCUGUUAUCAAUAAAUGCAACGAUUCCCCACCGCGUUUCACGCUCUUGGAUUGGUCUCUAUGCCUCUCGCGCGGCACUGCCAGCAUGAGCCAGGCCUGUCACCGGUCCCAUCCGGAAACCUAUCGAUAGUGGCAGUUGGCGCUGCCCAAUACUUUCGAUACUGCGUCAUGCCGCCCGAUGAAUUGAUUUUUGGGUUUCUGUAAGCCACCGAAAGAAAGGUUGUUUGCGC